Ceutorhynchus assimilis (cabbage seed weevil) is the source of this 730-nucleotide messenger RNA. The record is from the annotation of a GenBank genome assembly. Lineage: Eukaryota; Metazoa; Arthropoda; Insecta; Coleoptera; Curculionidae.
AUUUGAAUGCAUUUUUCAGCACGUUUUGCGUUGCUUGUUAUUUAAUUCAAUGUUUUUGUCAAGAUAACAUAUAAGUGACUCAUGCACCUUUGAUUUUCACGAGCUGCUCUUUACAAAUUUAAUUUUUUUGAUAACUGCUGAUUGUGUCAUGAGCAUAAAUUAGCACAAAGCGUGUUUCUACCUAUUCAUGUACGUUUUGUUAUCGCAUAUUAGAUACGAUUUAUCUGUGUAAACAUUAGCAAGCUUCUUUUGGGCCGGGGUUUUGAUAGUGAUCCGAUCGUUUGUUAAUAAUAAUAAUGUGAUAUGUGAUGAACCAUAGGAGGAUUAAUAAAUUUACUAACCAUGAGCAACGCUACUAAAACAUAUUUAGACAAACCCAGUCUCUGGGUAGUAAUCAUCACAGCCUUGAUAAUAAUAGGUAUAGUAACAACAGGAGUUAUAUCCAGAUUUCUGCUAGAGGAAUAUGCUUCAAGAAUACUAUUAAUUAGUUUAAUUGUUAUUUUAAGUAUUAUCGGCUUAGCUGCUUUAACUUAUUUAGAAGUUCGCAAGAGAAAAAUGCAAGCAGAAAGUACAAAUAUGGCCAAAAAUGGCUAUCUUUAUAAAAAUAUUCAACCCACAGCUCCAAGGGAUCCUGAUUGGGAGUAUAGUAAUAGGGCUACAGUUGAGGCAUAAAUUUCUUGUUAUUUACGUUUGUUUUUGUUUUUUGUAAAUAAAAUAAUUUUUGUAUUUA